GGCUUUUAUCGCAAUCACCUGUAAAUACAGCUUGGUCACGUACAGGAUAUUUUGCUCUCUACGUCCGUCAACCUACGUUUACGCUGCGUCGUUGUGUGCCCGCGCCCUUAUACUUGACAGUGUACGAUAAGAAGGUGAAUUCGGCUGAUAACUCAAAAACGGGCAAGUCAUUUCACUUAAUCUGUAACUAAAAACUUCAUUCUAAAUGCUUUAGGUGGCAUUCGCUUAAGAUAGCAGUCCAACCAGCAGCGUUCGAAAUCAGCCAUUGAUUUAAUAAAUGGCUAGGCAGCGACGCAAUGUUAGCGCAGCUGGCAGCAGCACGAAUUCAAACACUGGCAACAGCACUGCCAGCAAGUCCAGUGGGAGCAAUCCGCAAACGCCAACAAAUGCUGCAACCAAUAACCCAAGCAAAGGCAGCAAAAGUUCCGCCAAACACAAGAAGAGUGACUCGCACUCGACAAACAGCAGCGGAGGCAACAGCAAUUCUAGUUCUAGUACAACGUCCUCUCCUAACCCCGGAGCAAAUAAGUCAAAAGGAGCACACAAGAAUCGUAACAGUUUCUCAUUAUGGCCCAAUAUAAUGUUGGACAAAUGGAAAACGCUAAUAGGUUGUGUUUGCUUGGGCGUUGCAUCCUAUUUUGGCUACUUGGGUUACCUAGAAACGCGUGUAAAUACUCCAUUCGAUAAUGAAAAGAUGGUAACACGCACAGGAUUGGACGACCCCGAGCGUUAUUGGGGUUCAUAUAGGCCAAAUACUUAUUUUGGGAUGAAAACACGUGACCCGCACUCCUUGGUAAUGGGGCUGAUGUGGUAUAGUCCGUACAAUUUGGGACAUGGGGGUAGAGGCAUACGCCACUGGUGUGAAAUAGGGGACAACUUGGAAAAAUACGGUUGGACGCAUCAUGAUGGCCGCACAUUUGGUGUGCAAGAAAUACGUGAUCAGCCAUUUGAACUGAAGACUUCUUUUGUUAAAUAUCCGACUGGUAAACAAUUCGGAGGCGAUUGGACAGCGCGUAUAUCUGCGCAAAAUAUUUCGAAAACAUUCGAUCGCACAUUUUCAUUGAUUUGGUAUGUAGCGCUAGAUGAACGCACCAAUGGGCAAAUUAGGUACGUUUCCAACGACAACAGUCCUGAGGCAGGUGUCUAUGGCGAGACACUUGGACUGGGAGAGUUCAAGGUGCGUUUCCAUCCAAUUAAAGGUAGAGUUCUACAUAAAUCCUAUUUGAGCACAGUAGCUCCAUCGCUUAGCAAACUGAAGGAAACUGUCUUCGCACACUUCCGCGUAUUUUCUGAUAGCCAGGGCAGGCGGUUUAUUGGAUUGCCAGGAGAAAUGAUUUCGCAAAAUGGCGCGCUUCCGGACGAGCCCAAUUUCAUUGCCAUACAAAUCACCACUGAAGUGAAUUUUACAAUGGAUAUCACUUAUCAGUCCACAUCUGGUUAUUCACACGGUGAGAGUAUAUCCAAACCGCCCACAGCUAAAGAGUUUACCAAUUCUUUGCAAGAUAAAUUGGCUGAUUUCGAUACGCAAUUUGAGGGCACAUUCCAUUUGCAGGCCAAGGGAUAUUCAGCUGACGAAAUAAAAUUCGCAAAAUAUGCAGUGAGCAAUCUAAUAGGCGGUAUCGGCUACUUCUAUGGUUCAAGUAAAGUAAAAUCAGUAUACACUAAAAAACCAGUACCUUAUUGGAAAGCUCCAUUGUACACCGCUGUACCGUCACGCUCCUUCUUUCCACGCGGUUUUUUGUGGGAUGAAGGCUUUCAAUCCUUAAUUAUAGCAUCUUGGGAUUUGGAUAUUGCAUUGGAUAUUAUGUGUCACUGGUUUGACCUACUCAACAUUGAAGGAUGGAUACCGCGAGAACAGAUUUUAGGUGUAGAAGCACUAGCGAAAGUACCAGAUGAGUUUGUAGUUCAACACAAUAGCAACGCCAAUCCGCCCACGUUUUUCCUCACACUUGACAAAAUACUUACGCAUCAUAAGAAAGAGCUUUCGGUGAAGGGGCGACUCGACAUAUUGGAGCGUCUGUACCCUCGUUUACAAGCAUGGUUUUCAUGGUACAAUACUACACAACGUGGUGAAAUAUUGGGCACAUACUAUUGGCGCGGACGAAAUGCUUCUAGCGAGCUUGAAUUGAACCCCAAAACCUUAACAUCCGGAUUGGAUGACUUCCCACGUGCCUCGCAUCCCACCAGCUAUGAACGACAUGUCGAUUUGCGUUGCUGGAUUGCACUAGCAGCAAGGGUGAUGAGUGAUUUAUCUGACAUACUUGGAAAAGAUAGCAUUAAAUACUAUGAAACAGCAUCAUUUCUGGCAGAUAACAAAUUGCUAAAUGAGCAUCAUUUGAGUCCAUUCAUAGAGACCUAUACAGACUGGGGGCUGCACACAGAUGCGGUAGUACUUAAACGUCCAAAGGUGACAAAACAAAACUUUAUGAGAAAUCAGCAACCACAAUUGGAAAUGGUGCGUGUAACUCUAAAGCAACCCGAGCGGCAAUUUGUCGACUCGACAUAUGGCUACGUGAAUUUAUUCCCAUUUCUAUUACAUAUACUCGAUCACGAUUCAGAGUACUUAGGUAAGUUGCUCAGCAAUCUCCGUGAUCCAAAUGUACUAUGGACGAAUUACGGGAUUCGUUCGUUAUCCAAGAACUCGCCGUUGUACAUGAAACGCAACACUGAGCAUGAUCCACCAUAUUGGCGUGGUCCAAUUUGGAUAAACAUAAACUAUUUAGCGAUAAGAGCGUUACACCACUACGGUACCAUUGAGGGACCAUAUGCUGCGCUGGCACGGGAAAUCUACGCUGAACUGCGCGAGAAUGUUGUUGGAAAUAUAUUCCGUGAAUACAAGAGAACCGGUUAUCUGUGGGAACAGUACGAUGACACCACAGGACACGGAAAAGGCUGCUAUCCUUUCACGGGCUGGACCUCGCUGGUUGUACUAAUUAUGGCAGAGACAUAUUAAAUUCAUUAGGCGAUUUAUGAUUUAUAACUAUAAGUUUUUAACUGCACAGCAUAACUGAAAUUGCAUGAAAUGCCAAUUUACCGAAGUUGAUCUCUUAUCACCCCAAAAGCAUUUUCUGCCGAUUUCCAUGAUAUGUAAUGUGUAGAGUUUAAUGAGUAAAUGUAAAUGUAGCAAUAAUAAUAAGGCCAAAAAUUACGAAAGUUACGAACAAUAAACGAAAAAUAACCUAGCAAUUAGA
Messenger RNA from Rhagoletis zephyria (snowberry fruit fly), 3191 nucleotides. It is a transcript of the gene GCS1, whose product is annotated as mannosyl-oligosaccharide glucosidase. Gene Ontology annotation, biological process: protein N-linked glycosylation; oligosaccharide metabolic process. Gene Ontology annotation, molecular function: Glc3Man9GlcNAc2 oligosaccharide glucosidase activity. The record is from RefSeq and is a predicted model, not a curated record. Lineage: Eukaryota; Metazoa; Arthropoda; Insecta; Diptera; Tephritidae. Gene Ontology annotation, cellular component: endoplasmic reticulum membrane.